UAGUGGUACUAUAUAUAUAAUCCUCCUUCCAUGAACUUUAAUUGUCAUUGGAGCAAGGUGUGUACUACUUACAAAACCUUACAAACAUUAAUUUGAAUUCUGAGAACAGAGAAGAGGCUAUAGACAUGGCUAAAACAAUGGUGGCUUCCUUAUUGGUCCUCCUUGUGGCUUUUCCUACAGUGUUUGGAGCUGACCAUACAGUUGGUGAUGCUAGUGGAUGGAACAUAGGGGUUGAUUACACCACCUGGGCCUCUGGGAAAACCUUCAAAGUUGGUGAUAAUUUGGUGUUCACAUAUUCAUCAUCCCUGCACGGUGUGGAUGAAGUGGAUGAGAGUUCUUACAAGAGCUGCAGUACAAGCAGUCCCAUUAAAACCUACAGUGAUGGAAACACCAAGGUUGCAUUGACCAAAGCUGGCACCUUGUACUUCAUUUGCCCCACUCCAGGUCACUGCACUAGUUCAGGAGGCAUGAAGGUGCAAAUCAAAGUUGUUGCUGCUUCCAGCACCACCCCAUCUCCCACUCCCACCACCCCAACUCCAUCAACUCCAACACCAACCACUCCAUCACCAACCACUCCAUCAACAACCCCUUCUUCUCCCUCAGAGUCAGCCACUCCUGAAGCCAAAUCUCCCUCAUCACCUCCUAAGGAUAGUGGAGCUUUCACUGUUUCUAGUGGCAUCACCCUUUUGGUUGGGUCUUUCAUUACCAUUUUGGGUUUCAUGGCCUAGGGAAGAGACAGUGCAUGCUGUUAAUUAAUUAUUAAACUUUUUAUGUUCUCGGUUUGUUAUUACAUUUUCGUGAAUUAUCUUUUCAUCUGAUGAGGUGUAUAUGAUCUUCAUGUGUUAUCCCUUUGGAUUCAAUAAAUUUUUUUCUUUAACUA
Molecule: messenger RNA, 880 nt
Organism: Lotus japonicus
Lineage: Eukaryota; Viridiplantae; Streptophyta; Magnoliopsida; Fabales; Fabaceae
Product: mavicyanin-like
Exons: 2
Coding region: 126-728 (200 amino acids)
Cellular component (GO): plasma membrane
Molecular function (GO): electron transfer activity
Source: RefSeq, a predicted model, not a curated record